This is a messenger RNA of Sinocyclocheilus anshuiensis, 5238 nucleotides long. It is a transcript of the gene txndc16, whose product is annotated as thioredoxin domain containing 16. The coding region runs from base 1846 to 4257 and encodes 803 amino acids. Lineage: Eukaryota; Metazoa; Chordata; Actinopteri; Cypriniformes; Cyprinidae. The transcript is spliced from 19 exons. The record is from RefSeq and is a predicted model, not a curated record.
GCAAAAUAAAGGUUGAGCAGACACAGGGUGAAGAACUGCAGGCAGACUGGAAAACAAUACAGGAGCCAGAACGGCAAAGGCUGAAGCUGGUUUGCUUGAACAACAUUUUUAAAGUAGAAAGAGAAUAGUGUCGUCCUCAAAGCCGACCAGAGCAAACACAGAAAGAGAAAAACACUCUGGUAGCUGAAGCGCUUGUGUCCGUAGUGCAGAACCAACCAGAGCUGCAGGUAAACAAACACGAAGAGCAGCGAAUACAAAACCGUGUAGAGAACCGUGAGACCGAGCUGCACAGACGGGGGAACCGCAGCCUGGAUCAGUUCGGCGGAGGAUGAGUCCGUCCAAACACUGACACUGACCUGGUUUUCUAGUAAAAACAACAUAUCGACGGGAUGCUCGCUAUCACGUCGACUUAUCCACAACGCUCUACCGUAUUCCUUCCCAUGAAACUUUUCAUGCAGACGUUUUGAAAUUAGGAGCAAUUGAAUAACGUCAAACUUAAUUACAAAUGACAUAUGAGCUGAAAAUGAAAAACUACAGGCUGCCCUAAGUUGUUGUCGUAUGGAAUAAACUUUAAAGCAAUUCUCGGAUGUUUAUAAGCAAGAUGUGGAAAACAAACAAUUAAAAAAAACAGCAGAGUCCCCAAUCUCUGCAAGGCAGCUCCCUCCGAGCUAAGAAAAAACAACUCUAGCGCUAGAAAAGAAGCGAUCAGCUGGCUAGCGUUGCUGCUCUGGCCCCGCCUACUGACCAAUGAGAAAAGGCUAGAAUCUGACGCGGUUCUGUCGCCAUGUUGGCUCUCGGUUGAAUAGUGCUGAAUGGAAAAAUUCUGUUACAUUCGAGCCAAAAUGAGAGGCUUUUCAAGUACGUUCGCCGAAAAGCAAUUUACACUGCCGCCUACUUUUUUGAGAGACCAAUCAUUUGUCUUUUGGGUGUCCUGCCUCUGGAGUUCUACAUUUUUAAUUUUCAGAGUAUCGGCAUUGUUGUUUUUGAAAUAAUGCUUGGACGUUUGCGCAUGUUGUUUUUGUGAGCUUGCAGUGGUUACAUUUGUAAGAUUUUAUUUUAAUAGCUAACAUAACAGUAUGCAAAAUAAUUGGAUAAUUUGUUUAUAAAUUGACGGGUGUACAAAGCUGUGGUUUAUGCAUGCAAUGCAUGUUUUGUAAGAAAGGAAUGAAAAGCAAAUAAGUAUAGGGGAAGAAAUCCCCAAAUCUCUGCAAGGCAGCUCCCUCCGAGCAAAGAAAAACAACUCGUAAAAAAAAAAAAAGCGAUUAUCAAAUGCGAUCACGCGUACUGGCCAAUAGGACGAAGCUGGAAACCAACGCGCUUUAGUCGCCAUAUUGUCUCUCAGUUGAAAUAGCGGUGGAUAGAAACAGGCCGUUACAUUGGAGCCAAAAUGACAGGCUUUUCAAACGACUUUCGCCGCUGAGCCAUGAGCCCUCCGCCUACUUAAUUCUCAUUGGUUUUCGCACUGGACAUCUUUGUAUUUUUAGCUUUCUGAUUGGUGUUCAGCUCACCGUUAAACCCUCCCCACAAAUUUAAAUGGACAACGUCUGCGCAUGUUGUUUUAGUGUUCGAGGAUGUAAAUUUUCAGUACUUAGAUUUGUAACACUGACCGGUAAACAUUAACCUAUUGGAUUUUGUAUAGUCAAAAUGACUAUAUAUAUUUUUUUAAUAGGUUGCCCUUAAAAAUUUUAUUUGUUAGGGUAUGACUGAUGCAUUUAGUAGCACAGCCCAGGCGAGUUGUUUUGACUGAAUAUGGAUAUAUUCUUUGUGUACCAGUUUUUACUGGGCUCAUCCUUAAUAUGAACUAAUGUAAAUGGAUGUAAGUUAAAGGUUCAUUAAGUAGGCACCAUGUGCAUCGUCUAUUUGAUUGCGUUUUUAUUUAGCCUAACAUCAGAGCAAUGUUCCUCCAAACUGAUAGAAGAUUCCAGUCAGAGCUUCAUGGAGAGGAUGCACACAGGGAAGACGUCCUUUAUAUACUUUGGAAAUCAUGUCAAUCCAACCAUCAAACUGUUCAUGGAGCAGCUUGAGAUGUCAGCUGAUGCCCUACAGGACUAUGGAAUAUCUGUUGUGAAGGUGAACUGUUCUGAAGAUGCUAUAGCAAACUACUGCACAGGAGAAAAGCUAAUGACCAAGGCAUAUUUGUUCAGAGGCUCUGAGGUCCUGAGGAGUUUCGACAUCGAUACCGUAUUUGACGUCAAUGCAAUUGUUUCUCAUGUGCUUUUCUCUGUCCUCUUCAAUGAAGUCCGUUAUGUGCACACACCUGCUGAGCUGCUGCGUGUGGAGAGCGCGGCCAAACAAAACAGUGACAUUGUGGUCGGUCACAUACCAGUGCUUGGCCUUCCAGAGCACCGAGCUUUGAUGGAGGCAGCGUUUGUGUAUGGAACCAAAUACCAGUUUGUCCAGACGACUGGCACUUUGGUUCUAAAACAUAUGGGGGUCGUCGAUCCCUCUUCCUCUCAAGCAUGGCUGUGGUUUCUGCACUGUAAAGGUGUGUCCAGGCGGUCUGAUCCGUGUCCCAGCAUUCCAAUGAGGAAACCACUCAACACCAUCAACAUACACACCUUCCUGCAACUGAUGGAAGCCCCUCUAGUGACAGAGGCAGUGCUGGACCCGUCUGACGUAGAUGUGGUUCAUAUGCACCUCGGUGUGCCCGUGCUGUAUCUGUUUUCUCAGCUACAAACCCAGCAGCUGGACUGGGCCACCGCUCAAACUCUCGCCCUGCAGCUCCGCGGGGAGGUCGGAGUAGUGGUCAUUCACAGGGACGGUCCGAACGUGAAAACUUCGCUGAAAUACAACGCUGCUUACAGACUCCCACAGGAGGAUGUGAAAUAUUUUACCCUGAAUAGCGCUGAAGGGGUUGUGAAACUUUUCAAAGAAGAACUUUUGCAAGAACACAAGUUCGAAGACGAAGAGGAAGAUGAGGAACAUUGGUCAGAUCUUGAUAUUCUCGAUGAUGAGGUGUCCGAGUCUGUGUACAGAGACCGUGAUCUUAUGCUGGAUUUGGAGUCUGUUAUUGAGCUCACUUCAGACACUUUUCAAAUAACAGUCACACAGAAUGAUAUCACAGUGGUGCUGUUCUAUUUUAAAUGGGAUGCUGUCUGUAUGGCUUUCAUUCAGUCAUAUAUAGAGGUGGCGGAUGCACUUGAAGGUAUGAAUGGGGUAAAGUUGGCGGCAGUAAACUGUGGCGAAUGGACUGACAUUUGCAGUGAUCACAAUGUCACUUCCUUCCCCACCGUUCUGAUCUACCGGCCCAUGGCUGCGGCUCAGCUCUAUAAGGGAAUGCUGGGAACCAAGAGCCUACACAGGUUCAUACUACUGAGUCUGGUCUCCAAUCCUUACCUUCUCUCCUCCUCUGCUGAGGUGAUGUCGUUCUUGGAGGGAGAUUUGUACAGUAAACAUAUGUAUCUGACCCCUGUCAGGGUGCUGGGCCUUUUCAGUUCAACACAUGACAUGGGUGUAACUUCAUUUGAAGAAGCUGCAAGACUCCUCAGAGGAGAGACAAUUCUUGGGCUGUUUGCCCACAAAGAGGCAGAGCAAUGGGUGGAGGGACUGUCAGUAAACCUGCCUGCUCUACUGGUGUCCCGCAGCCCUGGAGUUCCUUAUGAGGUCUAUUCUCUCCCAUCAUCCUCACCAACGGACCUUGUCUCACUUAUAAAACAAGUGGAGCUGGAUCGUUUCCCUGAACUGACCGUGGAGAAUCUUCCAUGGUAUUUGGAGCUUGGGAAACCUUUGCUGCUGCUUUUUAUCGGAAAGGAGGACAGUACAGAGAGUAUGAAGGCUUUAGCAGAGAUAAAGCAACUGCUGAGCUCUGGACAGCUGGAUUCCUUCCUGCCAUGUUGGAUCCAUCUAGGUCGGACACCUGUCGGGAGGUCUAUCCUGGAAAAGUAUCUUGGCUUUGUACCUCCACUUCCUGUUUUGGUGAUGUCACGGUUAAAAACUGGAGAAGAGGUGUUCCUUUUCCCCCCAGAGCGCCCCCUAAUGGCUAAGAACAUCCUUCAGUGGAUUCACGAUGUGGAAAACGGACAGGAACAACCAGCAGGCUUGAUCCCAGAUGGGAAAUGGGGCCCUCCUGUGCCAUUCUUUGACUUUCUGGCAAUAAUGGACCAAGAAGCACCGACUUACGCAGCUCAGAGGGCUCCUAAAAUGAAGACUGGGGGCAGGGAAGACCACAGAGAGCAGAAGCAUGGGACCCCAAACCAAAGACAAACCCCACAUCCAUCACCAAACCCCCAAGCACCUCGCCAGCACUCUGAACUAUAAGUCCUCUCAUGGCACAGAAGGUUAUGUAAGCAAUUCACAUGACUGCUUGACAUCUGUUAGAUUUUACAUUACGUGUGACGUUAACAUCUUCAGUGCUAUUAGCAGAAAUGUGUGUAUAUCAGAACAUGGGUAUCACACAUUUUCCAACUUAUUUUUCACAAAUCGAAUGGACUUUUCCUAAAUUAAAUCAAGCUAGUUUACAUUUUAGUGCUGUAACUUUAUACUGUAUACACAGAGUGUGAUAUUUAAAACCUGAAAAAUAUCUACAAGAAUGUAUUUAUUUAUCCAACGCAUUUAUCUAAAUGUUUUUGAGAGACUGUAUUAUUCCGAUUCCUACAGUGCCUGUUUGGUAAUGUUUUUAUACAAAUACAGAGCUUCACAUAUGGAUGACAUUUGUAAAUUUGUACAUUGUCUGUUGUUUCAGUCAUGGAAGAACAGCAGCUGAGUUUUUUUUACCAUAUCGUGCUGCUUUCAUGAUGGAAAGACUAACGUCAAACCUGAAAGAGGCUGCAUCUUUGGUUGAUUGCAUUGUUAAAGUUAAUUAGCGAGGGAAGAACUACUUUUUAAUUCAAACCAUAGUUACCAAACGAGCCCCCCCGUCUUUUGUGUGCUGCCGGGAUCUGUAUCCAGUAUUUAAACCCUAAUGCAGAUGUUUUUGGGAACUUUUUAAAUACCAAUUUUUUUGGCAAUGAAAUGCGAUCCCAAUAUGUGGUUGGUGCACAUGCGUUUUCACGUGAGCAGAAAUGUUCAUAUAUACACACACCCAUGUGAAGGUCAUUAUAUAGGAUAAGCCUGCAUGGAAACUCCAUAAGCAUGCUAGACCUCUGUUUACAGUAUCUGUGCUAUGUCCUCUCAUGAGAUCUCUGACUUCUGCAAUGAACAUCAUUUCAGCAGUUAGUUGAGUCUCAUUUGAGUGUUUAUAUGUGACCCUGGAGCACAAAACCAGUCAUAAAUAUGCAUUGCUAAGGACUUCAGUUGGAC